AUGUAUCUAUGUCAGUCUGUUCAUUAUCUAUCUAUCUAUCUAUCUAUCUAUCUAUCUAAUCUCAGUCUGUUUAAAUCUAUUUCGAUCAGCUCAGAUCUAUUAAUACAUUUAUUUAUAUGUAUGUAUGUAUACAUCUAUCCUCGUCUAUCUAUCUAUCUAUCUAUCUAUCUAUCUAUCUAUCUAUCUAUCUAUCUAUCUAUCUCAGUCUGUUCACUAUCUAUCUAUUUAUCUAUCUAUCUAAUCUCACAUCUAUCUAUCUAUCUAUCUAUCUAUCUAUCUAUCUAUCUGUUUAAUAUCUACUUCAUUUUCCUGAAUUUCCUUACACCUUCCUCCAUUUUCAGUCUUCCCUUUUCCUUACAUUUACUCUCACGUUUAAUCAUGGUUUUAGUUAUUUAUUUUCUCUCUCUCCAUCUCUCUCUCUCUCCCUCUCUCUCUCUCUCUCUCUCUAUAUAUAUAUAUAUAUAUAUAUAUAUCCCAGUCUGUUCAUAUCUAUCUAUCUAUCUAUCUAUCUAUCUAUCUAUCACAAUCUUGUUAUCUAUCUAUCUAUCUAUCUAUCUAUCUAUCUAUCUAUCUAUGCCAUUCUAUUCAUAUCUAUCUAUCUAUCUAAUCUCAGUCUGUUCAAAUGUAUCUAUUUCGAUCAGUUCAGAUCUAUUAAUACGUUUAUUUAUAUCUAUGUAUGCAUGCAACUAUCCUCGUCUCUUAUCUAUCUAUCUAUCUAUCUAUCUAUCUAAUCUCAGUCUGUUUAAAUCUAUUUCGAUCAGUUCAGAUCUAUUAAUAAAUUUAUUUUUAUGUAUGUAUGUAUGCAUAUAUCCUCGUCUCUUAUCUAUCUAUCUAUCUAUCUAUCUAUCUAUCUAUCUAUCUAUCUAUCUAAACAUAGUGUUCUCAUGUGUCAAGUGUUUGUUGACUUAA
Molecule: messenger RNA, 909 nt
Organism: Acanthosepion pharaonis
Lineage: Eukaryota; Metazoa; Mollusca; Cephalopoda; Sepiida; Sepiidae
Source: the annotation of a GenBank genome assembly